Molecule: messenger RNA, 12212 nt
Organism: Girardinichthys multiradiatus
Lineage: Eukaryota; Metazoa; Chordata; Actinopteri; Cyprinodontiformes; Goodeidae
Gene: igf1ra
Product: insulin-like growth factor 1a receptor
Exons: 21
Coding region: 587-4831 (1414 amino acids)
Biological process (GO): multicellular organism development; regulation of JNK cascade; insulin-like growth factor receptor signaling pathway
Cellular component (GO): membrane; axon; insulin receptor complex
Molecular function (GO): ATP binding; phosphatidylinositol 3-kinase binding; insulin receptor substrate binding
Source: RefSeq, a predicted model, not a curated record
CAGCCCCUCUCAGCCACCACCCCUGUGGAUCUGUCCGUGUUUUUUUUUUUUCACUCCCCUCUUCAUCAUUCAGCCUUUAUCACGAGUGGAUUCUUGUGAACGAUUUAUUUGGCUCCUGGUGGAAUUAUAAAUAAAAAAUCUAAGCAGACUUGUGUUUUUAUUGCCAACACCAGGGCUCUACACACUGGAGGCGCACUGCUGUUUUUAAGAGAUGGAGAAUGAAGAUGGGGAUUACCAUCAUUUAUCCAGGAAAAUCACUGGCCUGUGUGCCACACCAGCCAAAGUGUACAGUGAUCGGCAGAAAUAGCAGACUGCAUUUUCGGGAUUUUUUCGAUCAAAAACGCCUUCCCUCCCCAAUCAAGUCGCAUUUAUUUAUAUUUUAAAUAGAUCUACAUAAUAAAGCGACCACGCAUUUGGAGGCUACCAAAGAGUAGCCUUGCAGGCUACAGACAUUUAUCAUUCCUUUUCUUAUAUUUUAAAUUUUUGUAUUCAUUUUUUUUUUAAAUGUACAGGCUCCCUUGUGAAAGGUGGACGACUACGAGCCUGUUAUUUUAUUACAGUUUUUGUGUUUUUUGAAAGGAAAAUAAUGAACGUGGGAGCAGAAACAUCGAUGGGUAGCCUGACCUUGUUUUGGGGUUUGCUGCUGUUUGUUUCUUCUAUCUGCGGGCGAUCCACUCAUGGAGAGAUCUGUAGCCCGAGUAUUGACAUCCGGAAUGACAUAAGUGAAUUCAAGCGUCUUGAAAACUGCACGGUGUUGGAAGGUUACCUACAAAUUGUUCUAAUCAAUGAAAAGACGAGCAACAUCAACCAGGAGGACUUCCGCACCCUCAGCUUUCCGAAGCUGACCGUCAUCACCGACUAUCUGCUGCUGUUUCGCAUCCCUGGCCUGGAUAGCCUCAACACGCUCUUCCCCAAUUUGAGUGUCAUUCGGGGGCUUAACCUCUUCUUCGGCAAUGCUUUGGUGAUCUACGAGAUGACCAGCUUGAAGGACCUUGGCCUGUACAACCUGAUGAACAUCACCCGUGGAACUGUGCAGAUUGAAAAGAACCCAGAGCUCUGUUACCUGGACUCAGUGGACUGGUCUCUGAUCAUGGACAGCAACGUUAAUAAUGUUAUAACACGGAACAAGAAGUCAAAGGAGUGUGAUGAUGUUUGCCCAGGCAUCAUGGAGGAUAACCCUAUCUGUCAGAGGACAUUGUUCAAAGACAACAAUGACUACCGCUGCUGGACAUCGAAUCAUUGUCAGAAAGUGUGUCCUCGGCAGUGCAAGUUGGCCUGUACGGACAAGGGGGAGUGUUGCCACAGCCAGUGCUUGGGGGGCUGCUCCAAACCCAACGACGACAUGGCCUGCUCGGCGUGCAUCCAUUACAACCAUGAGGGUCGCUGCGUGCCGGACUGCCCCAAUGGCACCUUCAUGUUUGAGGGCUGGCGGUGCAUCACCAUUAGGGAGUGCUCUGAGGUGCACCUGCCCAAUGACAAUCUCUUUGUCAUCCAUAACAGAGAAUGUAUGAAUGACUGUCCCUCCGGGUUCACACGCAGUGACACUGAUCGCAUGCUGUGCAUCGCUUGCAAUGGUCUGUGCGACAAGUUCUGCAGGUCUCCUGUCAUUGAUUCUGUGGAUGCUGCUCAGUCCCUGAAGGAAUGCACCGUCAUCGAAGGCAAUCUGGUCAUCAACAUCCGCAGUGGAAUUAAUAUAGCCUCAGAGCUGGAGACGUUCAUGGGACUGAUCCAGACAGUAACGGGCUACGUGAAGAUUCGACACUCCCACUCUCUCAGCUCGCUGUCCUUCCUCAAAAGCCUCCGAUACAUCAACGGACAAGAGCUUAUCGAGAACAUGUAUUCAUUCUCCGCCGUCAACAACCAGAAUCUGCAGUCCUUGUGGAAUUGGACCCAGCACAACCUGACUAUUCAGGCAGGGCGUCUCUUCUUCCGUGGAAACCCGAAGCUCUGCAUGUCUGAGAUUCAUGCCAUGUGGGACAACACGGGCAUAACCGUGAGCCCAGAGGAGGGAGAUUUCCGUUACAACGGUGAAAGAGCAAGCUGUGAAAGUGACAUCUUGAAGUUUAAGUCAAACUUUACAACAAGCAACACGAUCACACUGACAUGGGAACGCUACCAAGUCCCUAACCGUGGAGACCUCCUAAGCUUCAUAGUCUACUACAAGGAGUCGCCUUUCCAAAACAUCACAGAGUUUGAUGGCCAGGAUGGCUGUGGCUCCAAUAGCUGGCACAUGGUGGAUGUAGACCUUCCUCAGAACAAAAACACUGAUCCCAUAUUUACUCUUCAAUAUCUCAAGCCCUGGACCCAGUAUGCUAUUUAUGUGAAGGCCACCACCCUGCAGGUGAAGGACGAACACAUUUCUGUGGCAAAGAGCGACAUCAUUUAUAUUCGCACCCGACCAUCAUUGCCGUCCGUGCCCAAAGAUGCCCGUGCAUUUGCUAACUCUUCAACCAAGUUGGUAGUGAAGUGGUCAUCUCCAGUGUUUCCAAACGGCAAUCAGAUUUACUACCUGGUGCGCUGGCAGCGGCAGCCUGAAGACAGGGAGCUCUACCAGUAUAACUACUGCUCGAAAGGGUUGAAAUUACCAAUCCGGAGCUCGUCAUUAUGUCCCACAGAGGAGAAGGAUAGCCCAAACCCACCCAAGAUUACCCAGCCUGGGGAAAAAAAGGGUCUGUGUUGUACUUGCCAGAAAACACCCGAAGAAAAGGACCGGGAGAAGCACGAUCGCCACUUCUUAAACGUUUUUGAGAACUUCCUCCAUAAUGCCAUCUUUCGUCCAAGACCCCCUGACCGUCGUCGCAGAGACCUUUUUGGUUUUGCUAACAACACUCAUGACAGCGGUCAGGGCAAUACCACCUUUAGCUCAAGGGAUAACAGCACAGACAGCAUCCCUCCUUUCAUCGAGUAUCCCUUCAAUCAUGAAAGAACCUCAGCAGAAUAUUUAGAAAUGCCUGACCUGUGGCCUUUCACCAUGUACCUUAUUGAAAUCCAUGCCUGCAACGAGGAGCUGGGCUACAACUGCAGCGUUGGAGCUUUCAUCUUCUCUAGGACUAAACCUGCUGCCAAAGCAGAUGACAUCCCUGGGAAGGUUGUGUAUGAAAUGUGUGACAAGACUGAGGGGUGUGUGGUGCUGCACUGGCCAAAGCCUGUCAUGCCUAACGGACUUAUACUGAUGUAUGAGAUCAAGUACCGUCUGGGGAAUGAGGCUGAGAAACACAACUGUGUGUCACGUCAGCAGUACCAUAAAUACAAAGGAGUUCGCCUGACCAUCCUGAGCUCAGGAAACUACUCUGCUCGCGUGAGAGCUACUUCUCUGGCAGGAAACGGCUCAUGGACGGAGAGCAUCUCCUUCUAUGUGCCACCGCCUAAACGAGAUGAUUUUGCGACGCUCUACUUGGCCAUUAUCCUUCCCAUCAUAGUGACACUUUUCAUUGCCAGCCUUACCACCAUUCUCAUCUUCAUCAACAAAAAGAGGAACAACAACAGACUUGGGAAUGGAGUUCUUUAUGCAUCUGUCAACCCAGAGUACAUCAGUGCGGCUGAAAUGUACACUCCGGAUGAGUGGGAGGUAGGCAGAGAAAAGAUCACAAUGCACAAGGAGCUGGGGCAGGGCUCCUUCGGGAUGGUGUACGAAGGCACGGCGAAAGGUGUCAUCAAGGAUGAACCCGAGACUCGGGUGGCGAUCAAAACGGUGAACGAGUCAGCAAGCAUGCGGGAGCGGAUAGAGUUUCUGAACGAGGCGUCCGUGAUGAAAGAGUUCAACUGUCAUCACGUGGUGCGGCUGCUGGGUGUGGUCUCUCAGGGACAGCCAACCUUGGUUAUCAUGGAGCUGAUGACCCGCGGAGAUCUCAAGAGCCACCUGCGCUCUCUGCGCAAUGAAAACACCACCUCUCAGGUCUUACCCCCUCUGAAAAAGAUGAUCCAGAUGACAGGGGAGAUUGCAGACGGCAUGGCUUACCUAAACGCCAACAAGUUUGUCCACAGGGACCUGGCUGCCAGAAACUGCAUGGUAGCAGAGGACUUCACUGUGAAGAUUGGAGAUUUUGGCAUGACCAGAGAUAUUUAUGAGACGGAUUACUAUCGAAAAGGAGGGAAGGGCCUGCUACCAGUUCGCUGGAUGUCUCCAGAGUCGCUGAAAGAUGGUGUCUUCACUAUAAUGUCUGAUGUCUGGUCAUUUGGUGUCGUGCUGUGGGAGAUCGCCACCUUAGCUGAACAGCCUUACCAGGGCUUGUCUAAUGAACAAGUGCUGCGCUUUGUCAUGGAAGGAGGACUCCUGGACAAACCUGACAACUGCCCAGACAUGCUGUUUGAGCUGAUGAGGAUGUGCUGGCAGUACAACCCCAAGAUGCGUCCGUCCUUCCUGGAGAUCAUCAGCAGCAUCAAAGAGGACCUGGAUCCCCACUUCCGGGAAGUGAGCUUCUUCUACAGUGAGGAGAACAAGCCGCCGGAUAUGGAGGAACUCGACAUGGAGGUGGAGAACAUGGAGAACAUUCCACUGGACCCUGUUUCUACAAGGCAGCCAUCAGCUGCUGGUGUUCCCCCGUCUGGGUGCACCGGAAGCACAUCGCCUCCUUCCGCGCAGCAGUUAUCCCCCUUGCAAGGCCCAAGUACUCCCUUACUAGGAUCUGUGUCCCAUUCGCCACCGGGCCCUCUAGCCUCAGCCAUGAUGUCUUUGGGACAGGGCUCGGACAAGCACUCAGGACACGCUUUGGCAAAUGGGCCUGUGGUGGCCCUUCGGCCCAACUUUGAUGAGUUGGAGGCGUACGCACACAUGAACGGAGGCAGAAAGAACGAGCGAGCGUUAUCGCUGCCCCAGUCAUCGGCCUGCUGAUAUCAGUCCAGCACCUCGUCUUCCGCUCACACAGGGUAACUAAAACCUCUCUCAGUCUCUUAAGGAGGGAUGGGUGAGGUAAGAACAUUACUUUGUUUCUACUGUGUGCCAGUAGAUGGGCUCUCCAUUCCAUGUAAGGCGUGGAAAGACCAGAGAAUACAAACUCUGAGAACUGUAAAACAGCACAGAAACCUGCUGAGGCAUGUGGAAUUUGGUGGCUCAGACAUACUUGGGGGCUCCUUCCUGCGCGGCCUACUUUGUUACAUACAAGCCCUUCAAGAAGGAAAACAACAAACAACAUAAGGAUGUAUAUGCACACAGACUUAUAUGUGAACUCUAAGAAAAAAAUCUUUUUAGCAUAUCUGCCAGCAAAACCAACAGAAGAGCACUUUUGUCCUGAGGAUUUCAGAGAGGAUGUGAUGGAUAUAUUGAGCGUCUAUUUAUAGAAUCCCAUCAUUCUCUCCAUAUUAUGGUAAAGCUCCUUCUUUUUGUGAGCUAGCCAGGUUCAUAUUGUGUGGCAACACCUCCUUUAAAAAAUAAGACUUUUUUAAAUAUUAUUAUUUCUAUGUGAUCCUGUCAGGUGUGGGUUAAAUUGGUAGGCCUGCUUUGUAUCUGCCAAACUUUUGCCAAAUCAAGCUUUUCCUCCAGUCUCCUAAAGGUGUCCUCUUUUUUUUGUUAAAAACUGUGAUUCAGAGUUAAUAAUAAAGCAAAUCCUUCUGUGCAAUAAAGCAAAAUUAGUUACUACGUAAUUUAGGGCGUUUUUGCAAAAUUUAAACGCGAGGUGUACCAGAUUAUGCUGGGCCAUCACUUUGUGUGGGGUGGAAUAAAUGUUUAAGGAAAAGAACACAUUUAUUUGUACAAAGAGAAGCAAGUAAAAUGCUCUAUUUAGAAGAAAUGACUGUUAAAUAAUAAGUAGGCAUUACAUUGUAAUUUGAGAUGGCCAAUGCGUGCUAUUUAUGGUGAUAAUAAUAAAUAAAUAAAUAAAGUUAAAAUAAAAAAAAUCCUUUUGGCUAUAAAUCUGUUACUGCCUACAGUCAAAUCCUCAAAAUUAUAAACAUUGUCCCAAAACUAAAAUGUAAUUAUCUGAAGGCCUUCUUUACUUUACCAGAUUAAGUAGUAACACUGAUGAACUGUGUACAAUUAUGAUUCUAAUCAAUCAUAUUUUUAAAGAUAAUGCCGAUAAUUCAUGCACUGGAAAAAUAGUUAAGAGAAAACAAAAUAAAAUUUAAAAAAAUGGAUUGAUCUUUAUUUUUAAACUGCUACAUGAAAAACAUGUACAGCAAAGUUUUAAAAAUCCAUAUUUGAGGAGUAAAACAUAAAUUGAUAGUCUAUACAGAGUGAUUCAUUCUUAAUCAUUUUAAUUAUGUUAAGCCUCAUACUUCAAUGGCAAACCAAACAGCCAAAACUGUCCUCCCAGAUAAUCCAUCAUUAGAAGUAACUUCUAACUUGUCCAGUUCCAAAAAUUCAGGUACAGUCUGGGUGCUCAUUUUGAAAAGAUUAUGAUAGACUGACAACCAUAUUUGCAAAAAAAAACAACUGAUAUUAUGGGGAAAAUACAAACAACUGUGACCAACAAUCAGAUCAGAACUGGAACUCAUUAUAUAAUCAAUAUGUAAGGCAACAUGAGAAAUAUAAGACUGUUCUAAAUUUAAGUCUGAUACAGUCUAAGACACAGCAGCACAAAAAUCAAAGAAAAGCUGUUUUUCAAAGUUGUGUAAGUGGGUCUUUGUGCUGCAGGCCUAAAUUUCUCUUUCUUUUUUUGUAAGAUCAUCAGCCAAAAUGUAGCUUUCACAAAACCUGAGCAAUUUCUGUGACGAUGAGCUGACAGCUCUCUUGUCCGGAAUGACGAGUGGCAAAAAGCCAUAGUUGUUUAAAGUUUCUUCCUUCUCCACAAGUCCUAGAGCUGUUUUCCUUUGUAAAUGAGUUUGUUUAUUAAUUUCACAUCUGCCAUUAAACAUUGUAAUUCUGGUUGGGCUGUUUUUUUCCCCCUCUGUCACAAUAUGUAAACAGUCUGAAUUAUAGGAGUUUUUCAGAUGGACGGGGGAGGAGUGAGUGAGGGAUUUCAUUAGGAGCAUUAAGGAAAAAAUAUAUUCUAUUUUUCCCCCAGCCCUAAAUCUAAUUAACUGACACCACUUAAACCUAAAACAAUCAGUUCAAAGAGAUGCCGAUCCCAGACAAGCCCCCAAAAAUACUAUGGCCAAAAUUCAGUGAUGAGACAGAAAUGCCAAGCUUGGUUGUUUUUAAAGAAUUUAUUGUAAAAAGAAGAGAAAAGGGCUCACACUGCUGUCCCAGUAGUAUGAUCAUGCCAGAUACUCGCAUAGUAAUGAGCAAGAGUUAUACAGCAUAGCUGGUGGUCCUCAACUAAGAGACAGCACAGGUGUCACAUUGCUUUGCUCAUCUAAUAAUUUGUUUUGUUUUUUUUGCAAAAUGAACCAGAAUAUAUAACAUAUCAACAUUAUACAGAUGCACUUAAAUCAUUUCAUAAAACGCAGCCCAAUUAAAUCCUAAUUUCUUCAUGACAUUGAACCACCAGUAGUACCUGCAUUUUAUAAAUCCAGAUCAAAUGUGAAGUCCCUGCAGUAAUUUUAAUAGGGUACAAUUUAAAAAAUGAAAUGUUGCAUCCUACACAAUUAACGAACAUUUAUUCCACCUCAUAAAAUCUGUUUUCCCCAUACAUCAUUUUGACCAACAACAACAAAAAGCAACAACUCUGAAUCACAGCCUAAGUCUGUUCUUUAGUUUAAAACAAGUCUCAUUGCAAAUCAUUGAUCUUCAGUAUUUGGCAAUACAACUCGUUAUUCUGCUUCAGAUCCAAUGGUAUCAAACACACCACAACAAAUUGGAAACAUCAAUCGAGAUCAGAUUUAGUAGCCUAGAGGCAAACUUUCAAGUCUAUAAAAAUGGUCAUUAUUGGUAUCUCUUGCAUUUCAAACACAAAGGAAAGGUCUUAAAGUUGCAUUUUAGACUGCAGGAUCAUUUUUAUACACAUCAUUGGUUUUUGUCACUUUAAAAAAAAAGAAAACUAAACUUUUGUAUACUUUUAAACAUGUUUGCCUCUAUGUCUGUACAGAACAAAGCUGCUAUUUUAUUCUUUUUCUCUUUUUGGAUGUUAUAUAUAAAUAUAUCUAUAUAUAAAGAAAUCCUUCAGGUUUGCUAUUUUAUGAUCUCUACAGCAGUCCCUUUUUAUAUCUUUAAGCUCUGUUUAAAAAAAUAAAAUAAAACAGAUCGUUACCCCUCAAGAUUUUGAGUAACAAAAAAUUUAAUUCAUUGCCUUUUAUUUUUAUAAAAUGAUUAUUUCUCUAUUUGUUUUGUCAACAUCUAUUAUUAUUAUUGUUUUAUUAUUAUUAUUAGAGAUGAGCAUCUUAGCUCGACGUGUGAGCUUGUACUUGUGCACCCUUCUAUUUUAUUGUUUAGCACUGUGCCUAGUGUUGUCCCCUAGGUGCGAUUUAAUCUCAGGUUAAAGUAAAGGCUUUGCUUUCCCCACACAUUCUCCAUUCCUUUACUUGCCUAAACUUUUGCCCCCUCCUUUACCGCCACUCUCAUGUUUUGUAAAGUGACCCCCCCAUGCCUCGGAUUAGCUCCGAUGUAAGAGACGACACUUCAGACUCAUCCAUCUCAUGCCUGUUCUCCAGUAAAUAGGGCUAACUGGGUUCUCUUGUUUGCCUUAAUUAUGCCAACCAUAUUCUAAGCAUUUAAAUUUCUCUAUUAUAAUUUUGUCCUCUCAAGCACAAAACGACACCACUUCUGCUAAAAUCAAAUUUUCAAGAUGAGAUUUCCAAAAUCUGAAAAGUCUGAAAGCCAAAUACAGGAUGGGUUAGACUCCAGGGAAGGGAACAAGUUUCAAUGUCACAAAUGAAACUAAAAGGUCUUAAAAUGGCUGAAUAGUGAAACGUGUUUUGAAGGAUUUCUAAUGUUGCCUGGUGAUUUUUUUUCUUAAACGUAUUUUCCUUGUAGGUGUGUUUAUUUAUUUAUUAUUGUAUUUUCCUUUUGAAUACCAGUAAAAAUCACUGUAAAAAUGCCCCAUUAAUAAGUACAAACUUGGUUUAUUAUUUUUAUUAUUUUAUGUAUGCAUUGUCCUUGGCGUAAUGACGAGGGCACUUAGUUUUUUUUGUUUCAGGCAUAUAUCUACCUCACUCUUUUUAAAUAUGUGUAUACGCAAAACAAAGACAUCUCACUUUUAAAUUUUAGUUGAAACCUCACCUAAUUAAAUAAAAAACACCCAUAGGAAUCUAGGUAAACUUCAUAUAAAGUGGACUAAGACAGAUGGUGGAAUAAGUUCGGCCCAUGAACACCCAAACAACUGGUUUUAUUAAAAAGUACGUUUCUGUUUCAGAUUUGGAACAAAUAAGAAAAAGAAAUGCAGCUUACACCACAGCUUGCUUUAGUUCAAUCAGUGUCAAAUGGUAUAAGAGCGGAUAAAGCGGCAGUUUUACAGCUGGAUCACAAACAACCAGCGUGGAUCAGCAUGUGAUGAAAUGGAGCCAAACAUUCCAUCUCCAUUGAGUCCCAACCUGUCGUCACAACCUUCAAAUCCUCAAAGCACAACCAUUACCUUCUCACCUAAAACGUAUUUAUAAAGAACUCUAAGAUAACAUGGGAAAUAUUAAAGAAAGGGAAAUGUAUUAUUUACCUCCAAGAACAAAAACAUCUCUAAAUAUAUAUGCGGUUUUACUUGCCAUUUUAAAAACUUUAUUUUAUUCCAAAACCGACAGCAAUUAGUUUUUGCAUGAAUUAUGGAUCAGUGUUGUGAAUGUAACAAGGACAAAUAUGUAGUUUUCACACAAAAAUGGAAAAACUCACCUCGAACAUCUUUCUACCUUCAGUUAGAAUAAAGAAACCCUUAAUCUUUUAAUUAAAUGUGGCCGAGAACUAAAAAGCCACUAGUUUUAUGAUUUGUGUAGACUCCAUGUGGUUCUCUGAUUGUCAUUUAUCGAUUAGAAAUAUUCUACUCACUUGUGUCCAUGUGAUUUUCUUGCUUACUAGUUUUGUUUAACUUUUUGACAUUACAGUGGAUAUAAAAAGUCUACACACCCUGGGUAAAAUGCCAAGUUUCUGUCAUGGUGAAGACUUAAACCAAGAAAAACUAUUUCAGAACUUUACCCCUCUUUAAUGUGACCUACAACUUGUACAACUAAAAAAAAAUGAAACGUAAAAACUAAAAUAGUGUCGUUGCAUACGUAUUCCCCCAUUAAACUAAUGCAAUGCUGAAGUGCCUUCUGAUAAUAUUACAGAACAUAGUCUUUUAGGCCAGCCCAUCAGUUUGCCCAUUUUGACUUGGUAGUAUUUUCCUAUUUUUCUUUGCAGAAACACGAGGUCAUCCUCUGUGCAAUGUUCUUCUCAGGUGACAUCACAGAUUUUUGGGCCUUUCCAAACCCUUCACCUUCUUUUGGUGAAGUCAUUCUUUUGUUGGUUUGGAUACACACUUUGGGUUGUUGUUGUGCUGAAACAUUAAGUACACUUUAGCCUUUGAUUCUUAGCAGAGGCCUGAACGUUUUGUGCCAGCAUUGAGUCUGUAUUUGACACUUUUCAUACGUAACUCCUUCAACCUAAAUUAAGGCCACAGUUCCAUCUGAAGAAAAUCAUCCCCAAAGCAUGAUGCUUCCACCACCUUGCUCCACUGUGUGUAUGAUGUCCUUUUACUGCUGUGGAAUGUUUUUUUAGGCCAAACACCUUUUGGAAACAUGGCCAACAAAUUCAUCCUAGGUUUUGGCGGACCAAAACACAGUUUCACACCAUGCUUCUGGGAAACUUCAAAUGUGUGUUUUUGUUUUUGCUCAAUUGGAUGCCUUUCUCCAUAAGAAAAGGCUUCCAGCUUACCACCAUACCCCUUAGCCCAGACAUAUAAAGAACAUGGGGCACAGCUAGAGCUUGCCAGACAUCCUGACCAGUUUUCCUCUCAUCUUUCCACCAUUUUCAACAGUUGUCCAGUUCUUGAUCUCAUUUUUGCGACCCAUUUUCUCGAUGAUGACUGUCUUAACUGUGUUCCAUGGAAUAUCUAAUGCCUUGGAAAUGCUUUGGUACACUUCUCCUUACUAAUACUUUUUUUAACAGUGAGAUCCCUCUGAUGGCUUUUGCUGCCAGAUGCAACUGAGAAAAUGUCAGAACAAACAUACUAGGACUGCUGAAAUUUAUUUUGGGUUCGUCAGAGGCACUUUAAAUAAUGGCAGUGGUUCAUUCUCAACACACCUGCAUCCCCAGUAUUGCAAAAGUAAGCAGACUAAUGCAACCACAUAAUUUUCGCGUGAGUUGUACAUGUAAUAGUUCACAUUAAAGGUGGAACGACUUCUGAAAUGGUUUAUAAUAGUUUAACUUUUUACAUAAAAAACAUUAUAUCAUGGUGGUGUAUUUCCACUGUAUCUAUACACACCACUUUUACUGCUGCCAGUUCAGUCACCACAGUGGAUCUUACAGCAUCACCAAAAAUAUUCUCUGUACAAGGAAGCAAAGCAGCUCCUACACCUCAUAAACCUCUUUCAAAGCCUCAGCUGUACUUUUUACUCAUGGCCAUUGACGUGCUGAUGGACUUGAAGGAAAGUAAUAAAACAUUUUCAAAAACAGUUAAUUAGAAAUUAGCCACAAUGUUACCUUUAAUAUGAAAGUUUGGUGCUCAGUCCUCUUUAAUCAUGCAACUGAACAAUCUUUUUUUUUUAAAGAGCCAGGCUGCUGCUGAAUUUCUUUACAGAAACCACCACCGACAAGCAAAAAAGUUCAAGAAGUUAACAUAUCUGUGUGUUUGUUUGUCCAGAAUCGUCAAAUAUUUUCGUUUUUCAGUUCUUAGCUGUCACUGAUCUGCCAAGGGAUGAGCUAUCAGUUACCAUUAGAUCCUAAACCUGUCAAACGUGCAACAUUUCCAACAUGGACACACCUAUGACAGGGAUGUUGCACAGAUUAUGGGUAAGUCAGGUAACAAAUGAGCAGCGUAGUUAGAAAAAGAUAAAGUUUUAAUUUACUGUAGACAUUAAGCAUAAUCAUACUCACAUUCUUUCAAUUCUUCAUAAAACCGUCAGGUUUAUGGGGAGUGCAUCGCAGCAUUCUCCUGCAAUAAUUAGGAUUGAGGUGUAUUGAUUCACUCAUGUCUCCUUUUAUUUUUAAACAUCUACAUCAGCUUCAGAGGGGCCUUGGUCUUCUACUGCUACUACUCUUGUUAUAAUGCUUUUGCAAAAUCUGUGUGUUCAUAACUUGAUUGGGGGAAGAAUAAUCAAACAGUUUUCUCUAGUCUCUGUCUUUUCAAGUUCUGCAUCUGAGGCCUCAAAGUUGUUUUUUCACACGUAUAGCUGAGAUUGUGUAUUUUUGACAAGCCGUCUCAAAAAUGUGUAUCAGAGAAUUUCUUGUAUUUUACUUUUUUCUGAAAUUUUGAAUAAAUAAGUACAUGAGAACUAUA